Molecule: messenger RNA, 1155 nt
Organism: Impatiens glandulifera
Lineage: Eukaryota; Viridiplantae; Streptophyta; Magnoliopsida; Ericales; Balsaminaceae
Product: ceramide synthase 1 LOH3-like
Exons: 6
Coding region: 16-984 (322 amino acids)
Biological process (GO): ceramide biosynthetic process
Cellular component (GO): endoplasmic reticulum; membrane
Molecular function (GO): sphingosine N-acyltransferase activity
Source: RefSeq, a predicted model, not a curated record
UUAUCCCCUCCAUGCAUGGUGAAUGCUCAAUUCCAAAAAGAAAUGGGUUGGCUAUUGAAAACUAUUUCCUCCAUUGAUUGGGAGUCCGAAUCCUUCCCUCUUUACCAAGAUUUGUUGGCUAUUCCUUUCUUCGUUCUCUUCUUUCCAUUGAUUCGCCUCAUUCUCGACAGAUUUAUCUUUGAGGGUAUUGCGAAAAGACUGAUAUUUGGGAAGGUCCAUCAGAAGUUAGAUUUUGAAACCGGUGUUAAUAGGAAGAGGAUUAAUAAAUUUAAGGAGUCGGCUUGGAAAUGCGUAUAUUAUUCAUCGGCCGAGUUCUUCGCUAUAUAUGUAACUAUUGGCGAACCAUGGUUCACUAAUACAAGAAGCUUUUGGUUAGGACCUGAUGAGGAUCAGGUUUGGCCAAACCUAAAAAUGAAAUUCAAAUUGAAGGCAUUAUACAUGUAUGCUGCUGGAUUUUAUGUAUACUCCAUAUUUGCGUUGGUUUUUUGGGAGACGAGGCGCUCGGAUUUUAUGGUAUCAAUGGUUCAUCAUCUUGCAACCGUCUUUCUCUUGGUCAUGUCAUAUAUAGUGAGACUUUCUCGCGUUGGUUCAAUUAUUCUUGCCUUGCAUGAAGGAACCGAUGUUUUUCUAGAAGUUGGGAAAAUGUCCAAAUAUAGUGGUUAUCAAAGGAUUGCUAACGUUUCAUUUGUUAUGUUUGUUCUAUCAUGGUUGAUACUCCGACUUAUAUGUUUUCCAUUUGGAAUACUUUGGAGUACGAGCUACGAAGUGGUUAAUGUCUUACAUGAGAAAUCGGGUUAUGGAUCUGUGCCAUGGGUGCAAUAUUCCGUGUGUAAUUGUCUUCUAGUGUGCUUACUCAUUUGUCAUAUUUAUUGGUGGCGAAUAAUGUUUCGGAUGCUAACAAAACAAAUCCAAUCACAUGGCCAAAUUAGCGACGAUGUUCGAUCUGAUUCCGAAGGUGAAGAUGAAGAUGAUCAUGAAGAUUGAAUACAAUGCAUUGCUUAAUUACUUCACAUAAAUAUAAAUAUAUAUAGUAUUAAUGUAGUAAUAAUAUAUAUGUAGUAUUAUUCACUGUCUUUGAUUUUCUUCUUUUAUCUUAGUCUUGCAACUACAUGAAUGUAGUAAUAUAUAUAUAUUAAUAUUACAAAUUUUGAUGAA